AUGUCGAUUGGCUCGGUCAGAUCUGGAAGAAUACAAGACAAUUCUCCCAUUAUUGCUAGUUGUAACGGCCCUCGCAGUACCGAAGUGACGAUCGAGACUGCUGCACCGGUUUCUAGUCUAGGUCUCGUUACAUUACCUCCAACUCGCACCUACCCCUUCGAUCUCGUCUUUGGCCCAGAAGCUGACCAGGCGAUGAUAUACAAUGAUGUCGUUCACCCUCUACUCGAUGAAGUGCUGCAGGGAUAUAAUUGUACGCUAUUUGCAUAUGGGCAGACAGGUACCGGAAAGACGUACACGAUGCAGGGAGAUCUAAACCCGACUCCAAUGGGCAAUCCCUCUGCGAAUGCGGGAAUGAUCCCCCGUGUACUGUUCCGCCUUUUUCACCAGCUCGAGUCGUCUGUGGCCGACUAUAGCGUGAAGAUAUCGUACGUGGAACUCUACAACGAGGAGCUCCGGGACCUGCUGGCACCCGAGCUUGCAGCUCCUUCGGGGACUGUCCAGCCUAUGGGACUAGGCGGUCCGAAGGACAACAACCAAGCAGGUCUCAAGAUAUUUGAAGAGUCUAACAAGAAAGGCGUCUUCAUUCAGGGAUUGGAGGAGCCGUCCGUCAAGGAUGCUGCUGACGCGUUGUCGUUACUCGCAAAGGGCAGCCAUCGCAGACAAGUAGCCGCUACCAAGUUCAACGACCACUCCAGUCGUUCGCAUUCCGUAUUUUCCAUCACCAUCCAUACAAAGGAGACGUCCUCGAUGGGUGACGAUCUGCUCAAAGUCGGGAAACUGAACUUGGUUGAUCUGGCUGGCUCUGAAAAUAUCGGACGCUCGGGCGCUGAGAACAAGAGAGCGAGGGAAGCCGGAAUGAUAAACCAAAGUCUCCUCACCCUUGGACGAGUGAUCAAUGCGCUCGUCGAUAAGUCAUCGCACAUUCCUUACAGGGAAUCUAAACUUACGCGGCUUCUGCAAGACUCCCUUGGUGGGCGAACUAAAACUUGUAUUAUCGCCACGAUCUCCCCUGCGCGGUCGAACAUGGAGGAGACGCUCUCCACCCUCGACUACGCUAUGCGAGCCAAAUCUAUCCGCAAUCGGCCCGAGGUCAACCAGCGUAUGACUCGCAAUUCGCUGCUAAAAGAAUACGUCGCGGAGAUCGAGCGGCUCAAGUCCGACUUGCUAGCAGCCAGGGAAAAGAACGGUAUCUUCUUCUCCGAGGAGACGUGGAACCAGAUGACGGCCGAAAAUGAAUUACGACAGACAGAAAUCGAAGAAGCGAAGAAGCAGGUGGAGAUUGUCGAGGGACAGAUGAAGGCAGUGCGCGAAGAGUUCGAGCAGAGUAUUGCUCUUCUGAUGAGGAAGGAGGGCGAAUUGAAGGAAACGAGGGAGAAACUUAGGGGUACGGAGGAGGAGCUGCAAACGACGACCGGGCAGUUGAGAGCAGCUAAAGGAGCCCUCGAGGAGGAAGUCGUGGUUCGGCAGGCGUACCAGAGCAGCGAGGCUGCGCUUGACGAAGUCGCCCGUGGACUCAAAGGUGUUGCAUCCGACUCCAUCAAGGAUUUGGGACGCCUGUUUGAGAAGCUCGAACGUAAAUCAGAGGUUCUUGGGUCCAACUCUCAGGCGGUUCAGACUCACACAAAAGCCAUUUCGGGAGACUUGCAGGGCUUGGAGUCCAGUCUCGCGGACCUGCUAAAGACUUCUGGCGAGCGGACGUCACGCCUGAAGACCCUGAUCGACCAGUAUCGCUCGAAGGAGCUGCAGUCACUUUCUAGUCAGUCCAAAGCAAUUGAGGAACAAGUCAAGCGAUUCCAGAGUUCAGUGCAAAUACUGGAGGCUAAAGAGGAAGUAUCCUCGGAAGCCGUGAAAGCGCUGGAGGCUGGAAUUGCAUCGUUAUUGGGCAACCUUAAGACCUCAUGGCAGACUUGGACUCAGGAAGUGCACAGUAGCCACGAAGAAUUGUCCAAGGGAUUGAGCGCGAGCACUUUGCAUACCACGAAAUCUGUCGAGAAUGUUAUGUUAUCGUUGCAUACGCUCCUCGAGAGGACCAUCUCGGAGGCGCAUGCAUUCAUCGAGUCGGAGCGGACGACCCUGACCGAGGUCAAAACGAUGACAGACGCCACUUCCACAAGAGAGAUCGCGCGGCUACGGGAACAGAACAAGUUGUUCGCGAAGUUACUUGAGUCGGAGAAGGCGAAAUCUCAGCGUGCUCAAGACGAACUGUUGGAACGCGUCUCCGGACUUAUCACGUCCUUCGCGGCGGAGCGAGACCGCAGUCUCAGGGCUUCCUUCUCCCAACUACAGACGGAGAAUGCUGCCGCUGAAGCUGGCGUGACGCAAUUCAAUGAUGAGGUCGGCCGGAAGGCGGAAGAGCGUGUCAUUGCCGGUAAAGAGUGGCGCGUCGGUCUAGAGAGAAGAGAGUCGGAGGGCAAGCGUGCUAGAGACGGCACGUUGAAGACAUUGAGCUCAGUCAAUGCAUCGAUUACGAAUGGUCUGUCAGAAAUGCAGAGUUCCAUGUCGACCAGCUUCGCAUCGUACUCGAGUAAUUUGCAACGUGAAACACAGUCCGUGCAAGCGAGUUCGAAUACAGCAUUGGAUCGGAUACACAGAGCGAAGCGUGCCCGGCUGGAGACCACAAACUCUAUGGGUACCGACAUUCAAUCCAGUUUCCGGUCCUUGCAGCGCGGAGUGGCUGGUACUUCAAGAAAUAUCGAGACAAUGUCAGACCAGGUUUCGUCUGAGACAACGUCUAUCAGAGAUACAACCGCUGCGUACCAUGCGGCAGCCACGGAGCGAUUGGCUUCUGCUCGUCAGUCGGCUUCAGUGCUGUUGGACAAAGGUACGAGAAGGGAUACGCCUACCGGCACUACCCCGCGGAAGCGGAGUUGGUCAUAUAAGGACCAGUGGGAGACGACGAAGGACAGAGAAGCGGUUCUCAAGUCGUGGCGUCAGCGUAAUAUUUCAGAGGCUGGCAACGAGACCUUCUUAGCGGAACAUCUCCCCCUGCCAUCGGAAAGUGGAGAGUCGGAUGGAGCGGUCGUCGUAUUGGCAGGAGGCGGAUACCCUAGAGCUGCAGCACCUUUUGCCGGGACUUGCAUAACUUAUUCUUUAGUGUAUUCAUAG
Molecule: messenger RNA, 3105 nt
Organism: Gloeophyllum trabeum ATCC 11539
Lineage: Eukaryota; Fungi; Basidiomycota; Agaricomycetes; Gloeophyllales; Gloeophyllaceae
Product: kinesin-domain-containing protein
Exons: 10
Coding region: 1-3105 (1034 amino acids)
Biological process (GO): mitotic spindle assembly; microtubule-based movement
Cellular component (GO): spindle microtubule; nucleus
Molecular function (GO): microtubule binding; plus-end-directed microtubule motor activity; ATP binding
Source: RefSeq, a predicted model, not a curated record